AUGAGCCCGGUAGCCCGGGCUGGCCCGCUUACCGGCAUCGAUUCCGCCUUGGGUUCAUAUGAGAAAUUUCAGCCCGGCUUAGGAGAUGAGAAAAGGCCGAAGAUCCUAAGGAGGAGUUAUAGCGCGAAAUUUGAGAAACAACGCAAACAAGAAACACAAAGAUAUGACUUUUGUGCUCUUCGUAGCUUUGGCAACUCUUAUAGCUGUGUCACUGAUGCUCUUGAAUUGAAUGCUUAUGAUGUGGAAAAUACAGCAGGCAAAGUAAGACGAUACAGAAUUCAUUCGAAGAAUUCAUCCCGCUUCCAUCACGGUAACCUGGCUGAAGUGUUCAAAUGGCACAAUUUUCCAGCCCGCUAACCGAGAUCUCGGGAACCGAGCCAGCCCACCCUAUCAUAUGAACUCAUCCAAAAAAUUACAAAGGAUUCAGAGGCAAGGCUUGAUCUCGGAAACCGGGCCUGCACGGUCAACCGGGCUCGUAAAAAGAGGCCCUAAUUGCGGCUUUCGUUUAUCUAAUAUCAAAUUAAACCGACAGGCAGCACACAACUAUCCAGAUAGAAAUUAAAACACGGUGCAAUCACGGUUAUGACCGCUCAACUAGUCAAGGGCGACAAAUAAAUUUUGGCGGUCAACCAAUCAUUAUUAUGUAAUUUUGCCUCUCUAAUCAAAGCUCCAUUUAGAAUCGUCUCUUAUCCGAAUUCCGGAAUCCGGAAAAUUUUUGCUUGUAACUGAGGAAGGAUCUAGAAUAUGGAAUCCGGAAAACAGCUCGAUCAAGGAAAUCAAUGUAGGUAGAAUCCCAAUAAUUAUUGAAAUCCGAAAUCCGAAUCCUAGUUAGCUAGUUUCACAUACAAAGAUUACGGAAUCCCGUACUUGGAAUCCGGAAUCCACGGCGUUAAAUCCAGAUUUUAAUAUUGUCUUGAACUCCCUUACAUGGGGCUAUUAAAACUUAAAUGCCAGUAAUAUCGGAUAUAUCUUACUUGCCAACCCCUAUUAUGGUAAGUCUGCAUUGUUUAGUGUCCCAACAGCGGAACGUUAAAUGUUUUUGAUUUUCCGGGGAAACAAGUGACAGAUAAGUCAUCCAAUUCCACUUCCUUGUUGUCUUCAGCCACAUACAAGUCGUAAGCUGUGCCAAUGGUUCAUCUAUUUCUGUUUCAAGGUAAUCAUUGGCAUUCUCCCUUUCAAAAGCAGCUGUAUAAUUUUGCGCAUUAUCUGAAAGCAAGAGAGAAUUCUUAACUAGUAUCCUUGGCUACCAGAAUAACACAGCAAAAAUUAUGCCGUCACAGGUUAAUAAAUCUAGUGGAGCAAAAUCAAAUGAUCAUUCUCUCUUGCUGAAAGUAAAAUAUGACUUUCUUCAGAUCUUUAAUGGAUACUCAAGAACAAAUUAAAGUAAAAACCAAAAUCUACCUUUUAGUGAAAAUGACUUUUCUGUAUAAUUUGAACAUAUGAACUAAAUGAACCGUUAAUAAUCUUUUCACGUCGCGCAACAGCAUAAAUGAUGAUUAUUAUAUAGGAUGAUGAUGAGGAGGAUUAUGAUGAUGAGGAUGAGGAGGAGGAGAAGGAGAAGGAGGAAUAGGAGGAGGAGGAGGGGGUGAUGAUUAUGAUGAUGAAGAUGAGAAUGAGGAGAAGGAGGAUUAUGAUGAGGAGGAGGAGGAGGAGGGGAAGGAGAAGGAGAAGGAGGAAUAGGAGGAGAAGGAGGGGGUGAUGAUUAUGAUGAUGAAGAUGAGAAUGAGGAGAAGGAGGAUUAUGAUGAUGAUAAUGAUGAUGAUAAUUUUAUGAUGAUGAUAAUGAUGAUGUGCAGGAAGAGGAUGAUGAUGAUGAUGAUGAUGAUGAUGAUGAUAAUGAUGAUGAGGAGGAAGAGGAUGAUGAUGAUGAUGAUGAUGAUGAUGAUGAUGAUGAGGAGGAGGAGGCAGAGGAUGAUGAUGAUGAUGAUGAUGAUGAUGAUGAUGAUGGUCAUUGA
Porites evermanni is the source of this 1954-nucleotide messenger RNA. The record is from the annotation of a GenBank genome assembly. NCBI's taxonomy places the organism in Eukaryota, Metazoa, Cnidaria, Anthozoa, Scleractinia, Poritidae.